UACACAGGCAUCGCCAAAUGUACAUAAAGCCUCCACGCUCGGGCUCACUCUCACUUUACUGCAGCUUUACGCACACACGCACCAUCUCAGAGAUCGUCUUCCAUUUCAACACAGCUCAGUUUGGAUUUAACUAAAACGAAAAACCAUGGCAGUCCUUAUAAGAAAUGAAGUUUUCUCCUGUUUUGUUUUCUACGGCGUGCUACUGGUGAUCAAAAUGUACAUUAUUGCAAUAAUAACGGGACAAAUGAGGCUGCGAAAAAAGGCUUUUGCCAACCCCGAGGACGCGCUGAGACACGGAGGUUUACAGUAUCACAGAGAGGAUCCAUAUGUGGAAAGAUGCCGGAGAGCUCAUGUUAACGACAUGGAGAACAUCCUCCCCUUCCUCUUCCUGGGUGCUAUCUACUCCAUGACAGAACCCUCGCUGGCUGUGGCUCGCAUUCACUUUCUGGUCUUCUUCAUGGCCCGUAUUCUGCACACCUUUGCCUACCUGUUUGCCCUGCGUGCACCGACACGCUCUCUGGCUUACACCGUGGCCCAGAUACCUUGUAUCUCGAUGGCUGUGCAGAUCCUAAUAGCAGUCGCAGCGUAUGCCUGAACAUCCAGAAAUGAGACUGAUCUAGCUGUUCUGGCUGUAAAGAGGGCAAAUACAAAAUGUACCUUUGUCAGAAAAACGCAGGAGGAGGAUACCAUAGAGGCCUCCUGAUAGGGAGAACAUUAAAGACAAAAAUGUCAGUGAGAGUGCAAUAUAAGGUGUGUGUGAUUACACCACAGCCAGGUUUCAUGAGACUUUGUAAGUAUUUUUUAUUGUUCUAUUUAAUCUUGAAAUGUGAGAGUGCCCUUAAAGUUAUUUGAAGUUGACAUCCUGUACUGUACUAUUUAAAAAUG
This is a messenger RNA of Etheostoma cragini (Arkansas darter), 885 nucleotides long. It is a transcript of the gene ptges, whose product is annotated as prostaglandin E synthase. Gene Ontology annotation, biological process: prostaglandin biosynthetic process. Gene Ontology annotation, molecular function: prostaglandin-E synthase activity. Lineage: Eukaryota; Metazoa; Chordata; Actinopteri; Perciformes; Percidae. Gene Ontology annotation, cellular component: membrane. The record is from RefSeq and is a predicted model, not a curated record. The transcript is spliced from 3 exons. The coding region runs from base 146 to 595 and encodes 149 amino acids.